UUGGUGCGCGGCACGGCGGUGCGUCGCGUGGCGUCGGAUGCUCGGCGGCGGCAGUGUGCUGGCAGCCCCCGGGAGCGCGGCAUGGGAGCCCCGCUGCUGCUGGCGCUGCUGGCGGCGGCGCGGGCCGGUGAGCCCAACGCCACCAAUUUUACCACCUUACAACCCGAAGACGAAAAGACUCCCCUCUUCCCUCCGGACUUGUUCACGGAAGAACAACGCCGCUCCGGCGCCGUCUUUCUCCACGUGCUCGGCAUGGGAUACAUGUUCGUAGCGCUCGCAAUCGUCUGCGACGAAUUCUUCGUGCCCGCUCUCGAUGUCAUCAUCGAGCGGCUCGCGAUAAGAGACGACGUCGCCGGAGCCACGUUCAUGGCCGCCGGCGGCUCCGCGCCCGAACUCUUCACCUCCAUCAUCGGCGUGUUCGUUUCGUUCGACGACGUCGGCAUUGGGACGAUUGUCGGCUCCGCAGUUUUCAACAUUUUGUUUGUAAUCGGUGCUUGCGCGUUGUUCUCCCGUACAACUCUGUCUCUAACCUGGUGGCCACUAUUCCGUGACUGUACCUUCUAUUCGAUCAGCCUGUUAGUGUUGAUAUAUUGUUUUCGGGACAGCAUGAUAUACUGGCAAGAGGCCUUGGUUUUGUUUUCCUUGUACGGCGCAUACGUAUUGUUCAUGAGGUGGAACCAACCAGUGGAGAGGGCUCUGAAGAAGCUGAUCUACAAGAACAAGGUGACGAGAGUUAGAAGUACAGAUCAGCUGAUGCCUACGUACCUUUAUUAUAAUCAAUCCCAAAUCUACCUCAAUCAGGAGUAUGAACUUUAG
This is a messenger RNA of Parnassius apollo (apollo), 816 nucleotides long. The record is from the annotation of a GenBank genome assembly. NCBI's taxonomy places the organism in Eukaryota, Metazoa, Arthropoda, Insecta, Lepidoptera, Papilionidae.